Lagopus leucura (white-tailed ptarmigan) is the source of this 1705-nucleotide messenger RNA. RefSeq names its product ST6 N-acetylgalactosaminide alpha-2,6-sialyltransferase 6 (gene ST6GALNAC6). The record is from RefSeq and is a predicted model, not a curated record. Bases 194 to 1141 code for a protein of 315 amino acids. Gene Ontology annotation, biological process: ganglioside biosynthetic process; oligosaccharide metabolic process. NCBI's taxonomy places the organism in Eukaryota, Metazoa, Chordata, Aves, Galliformes, Phasianidae. Gene Ontology annotation, molecular function: alpha-N-acetylgalactosaminide alpha-2,6-sialyltransferase activity. The transcript has 6 exons.
ACCCCGGGGGACCGCCAUGGCCCUGCUGCCAGCCGGAGGGGCCCGGCAGCACCGCACAGCCCGGGGGGAGCGCGGCGAGGAGGAGGCGGAGGAGACCCCCCGGCAGCGCUCAGCACUCGCUGCAGAUGAGUGCCCCCACCCAGGUGCUCGCAGGACGUCGGCAGUCACUCGGCACUGAGGGCAGCACGGAGACAUGAGCGGCAGCACGAGCCAGCGCGCCGCCGUCUUCGUGCUUCUCUUCGCCCUGCUCAUGCUGCUGAUCAUCUACAGCUCCAGCAGUGGGACCGAGGUGUUCCCCUACAGUGCGCUGCGGGGCAGAGCCCGGCGGCCCCCCAACCUGCGGCACUGGGGGGUGAGCAGCGGGUAUCUGCCCGUGUCUGGGAACAAGAGCCUGACUGCCCACUGCCACCAAUGCGCCAUCGUCACCAGCUCCAGCCACCUCCUGGGCACCCACCUGGGCACCGAGAUUGACCAAACCGAGUGCACCAUCCGCAUGAACGAUGCUCCCACCACCGGCUAUGAGGCCGAUGUGGGCAACAAGACCACCUUCCGUGUGGUGGCCCACUCCAGCGUCUACCGCGUCCUCAGGCGGCCCCAAGAGUUCGUCAAUAAAACCCCGGAGACCAUCCUCAUCUUCUGGGGGCCGCCGGCCAAGAUGCAGAAGGGGCUGUUGAAGAUCAUCCAACGCGUCGGCGCAUCCUUCCCCAACAUGACAGCCUACAUCGUCUCCCCGCACCGCAUGAAGCAGUUCGACGAGCUCUUUCGGGGGGAGACGGGGAAGGACAGAGAGAAGUCGCGCUCGUGGUUGAGCACGGGUUGGUUCACCAUGGGGAUUGCGGUGGAGCUGUGCGACACCGUCCACGUCUACGGCAUGGUGCCCCCCAACUACUGCAGCAUCCGCAGCCCCGCCGCAUGGCCUACCACUACUACGAGCCCAAGGGCCCCGACGAGUGCACGACGUACAUCCACAACGAGCGCAGCCGCCGCGGCAAUCACCACCGCUUCAUCACCGAGAAGCGCGUCUUUGCCAGCUGGGCCGCCCCCUACAACAUCACCUUCUCUCACCCCACCUGGCCUUAGGGCAGCUGCACUGAGCGGGGAGCCCUGGGGAUGGGGUCCCUUCGAUUCGGGGUCCUUUUGAUUCAGGGUCAGCUUGGGACGGGAUCUCCUUGGCUUGGGGUCCCAUUGGGAUGAGGUCCCAUUGGUUUGGGGUCCCAUUGGGAUGGGGUCUCCUGGGGGUAGGAUCUCUGUGGGAUGAAGUCCCCUUGGCUUGGAGUCCCCUUAGUUUUCAGUUCAGGGAUUCCUUGGCUUGGGGUCUUCCGUGCAAUGGUCCAGUCCCCUUGGUUUGGGAUCCCUUUGCUUCAAAGUCCCCUUGGUUUGGGGUCCAGGCUGCACCGUGCACCGCAGGGCUGAUACAGCCAUCAGGGCCACAUGCAACCACUGUGCCCAUGGCGUCUGCACAGCCGUGAUAUCAUGGGUUUUGGGGUGUCCUGCGGGACAUGGGAACUCUGCAUGGUCCCAGCUCAGAACCUCCCAGGCUGCAUUGCAGCCCAUCACCCUGAGAGCACACAGGGGUGCAGGGGUGCAUGGUCCCCUUUGGCUGGCAUGGGGGUCACAUUGCUUUUGGGGCAAAAUUCCAGCCCCCCACCCCCCACUUUCCCUCAGCACAAAUCCUAACAGUGUCACCAUCCCCAGAACAGAGACC